Molecule: messenger RNA, 3572 nt
Organism: Uloborus diversus
Lineage: Eukaryota; Metazoa; Arthropoda; Arachnida; Araneae; Uloboridae
Product: Krueppel-like factor 7
Exons: 7
Coding region: 337-1185 (282 amino acids)
Biological process (GO): regulation of transcription by RNA polymerase II
Molecular function (GO): DNA-binding transcription factor activity, RNA polymerase II-specific; RNA polymerase II cis-regulatory region sequence-specific DNA binding
Source: RefSeq, a predicted model, not a curated record
UCAGGACACUGAAACACCGAGUGUUUCGGCUUCGGCAUGGUACGGGCUGUCCUAGACACCACAACGAGUCCCAUUAUGUCUUGUUGCCUUCGAAUCCGGGCGGCUGCUGGACACUGGUAGUAGGUGUGAUGGUCGUGCCUUCUCUCUAUCUGUGAUAUUGUUUUUUUAUAUUAUAUAAAGUUCGAAAAAGGGGGAUAUUUCCGUUUUACCGUCGUCCGUUUUUAUUUUCGUUCUUCGUCCAUCUGUGAUAAAAGUCGUCUGUCUUUUUCUGUCCGACGAAAAGGAGGGAGUAUACUCGUCUCCUUGAUUGUUUUUCUGUACCUUUGUACUGCGACGAUGUUCAAUCCUCUGGCCUUCCGACCUCUGUGUGAUAGGUUUAUGGUUCCUUAUGAUUUUGGAAGAUCAUCUCCAGCAUUUCCUACAUAUGUGCCUCUGCUUAGGUUUCCACCUGUUACAUGUAUUAUGAACUCAGAGGAGGUUGAACGUGCUCCCACACAAUUGGAACCAGUGGAUCUCACUGUGAACAAAAGUCGUUGCUCACUGUCGCCUGCAUCUUCACCAGCCAGUCUCCCUGCCUCACCAACGAUUCCUUCUUCACCCUCUUCGACGGCAGAUAGCUUCUCAUGUGUUGACCUGAGGUUAAACAAAGAUUUCAAUUCAGAUGAAGAAAUAAUAGAAAAAACCGAAACUACCUUAUUAUCUCUUCAAAGGAUAAAAGAAGCUUCUAUUGCAAUGUUCCAGUUAGAAAAAGAACCCAGUUUUUUCAACAAUUUGCUCCAGAAGGGUCUGAUAGAUCACACAGAUGACAGAAUGCUGCGAUGCAGUCAUGUAUUAAACAGUAAAAAAGGAUACAGUGAUAAUGUAGGCCUCCCAAGUAAUGUCAUCAAAGACGGAAUGGAUAUCUAUUCUGAAAACUUACGCAGGCGAAAAACGCAUAAAUGCGAUUUUGUCGGCUGUGAGAAAGUCUACACCAAAAGUUCACAUUUAAAAGCUCACAAAAGAACGCACACAGGUGAAAAGCCGUACCUAUGCACUUGGGAAGGAUGCACUUGGAAGUUCGCUAGGUCCGACGAGCUGACUCGGCAUUACAGGAAACACACGGGACAGAAACCUUUCAAGUGCCAGCUGUGUCAAAGAUCCUUCUCCAGAUCUGAUCACUUGUCACUGCAUAUGAAGAGACAUUAGCUCAAGUUCCUUGUUAUUUUUUGUUUUGAGAGAAUUUUACUUAUGAAGAGUGUAAGAAGAAGGAUGCAGGAUGUCCACCUCCUUCAGGAAGGCAGUACAAAGUCAUUGCAUAGCAUCAUUCCAAACAUGUGAAUGCUUUUUAUCCGAACACUGAUAUAUAUUUUUUCGACGAUCUCUGUUCCGUCAGAGUGAAGAUCUUCGGGGAGCGACGCUUUCUCAAAAGCAGCUCCUAGCUUUAUGGACGUUCGUUUGUGGAACUCAGGACAUGCUGUUGUCCUGUCGUCUAAAUUAUGAAUGUAAUGCAUGUGUUACCAAAUGAUAUGCUCAUUGAUUCCUGUUUGCUCAUAAAGGCUUCCUUUUGUGCAGGGAUAUCGCUUGAAUAUGUGAUAUAGUUAAUUGUUUAAAAAGCAAUUGAAUAUUUUGAUUUAAUAUAUAUAUAUUUCUAAUAGUCGGAGUUGAAUAUUUCAUCGUAAACUGAGAUGACCGUAUGUCCCGAAUUUUCAGUCUCUGUCCCGGUUUUUCUGCAUUUUUUGUUCUGGAAUUUAUAGUAUUUGUCCUCAAAAGGAGAUGGGUUAAUAACAUAAAUUAUUUCUGAUUGAUAUUAAAUACUUAUUCAUAAGAUUUAAAAAAAAAAAAAAAAGGUUUUCAGAAAUAGUCAUGUUUAAAUAUAUUGGACUACUUCAUUAAAACAAUUCAGAAGGGUUACAAAUUUAUUUAGUUUAAAAUGAAUACUUGGUUUUAUUGUUCAUUAAAAAAUAUAUUAAACACCACAAUUAAAAAUUAAAACAUCUGUUUUGAAAUAUCAUACCACAUCCGCCACAAUAAAAAUAAAGUAUUUAGUUUGUAUUAAAAACAAAAAAAAAAAAAAAAAAAAACAGAUAAAAAUAUAUACAUGUAUAGAGUAUCAAAUUUCAAUAUAUGGUUGUCUUAUUCAUUUAACUUCAUUCUAAUUUUCAUAAAGUAUAUUAAUUCAACCAGGAACAUACAAGUCAACAAGAGGCUGGUAUGAAUCAAAAUCGAUUUUGCAUUGAAACAAAAAUCAAUCUAAAAAUAACUCGUAGCUAAUGUUUUUUCACAAUGUGUUAAAAAAUGUUUGACUUCCCAUUUAACAUUAAAUAUCUAAAUGAUAGUAGAAAUUGUUUUCUCGGGGAUAUUUAGUUUUUAACAAAUAACAAAUAUUCUGUACCACAUUUACAGACUUCUUAUUUAUUCAGGCUCUAUAGGCAUGCUGUUAAUUUCUACAACUGCUUUCAAUAUUGAUGUUUGAAUUGCAAAGAAAUUUCCAAAUGUUAUAAAAUUUUCAUUUCAAAAUCCCAUGGGCAGAAGCCAACACCUUAGAUUUAAUUUUAUUUAUAAUAUUGUUACACACAGCUUGUUUUCGACAAUUUUUCUUAAAUGGAAAUGUUUCCAGCCCUUCUGCUCAUUGAAAACCACUUGUUUGGCUGCUUUUAAAAGUGCUUAAAUAUUUUUCUUACAUUAUUUUUCCUCAGCCUUUAAAAAUAAAACUUACUUUUACUCAAUUCAAAACAAUCCAGAAUAUAUUAUUAAAAAAUUAAGCACUACCUAAUAGAGUAUACAACAUAAUUACUUUUUUAAUUUCAACUUCAUUAUAGUGUUGUACACAUUAAUAUAAGCUAUGAACUUUUGCCCCCCUCCCUCACCCUGUUAUGCAUAGAAUAUAUUUGGUAAUGAUGAUAGUUUAAAUAGUAUUUCUAAUGCAAUUAGAAGUGACUUUCACUUAUCAAUGAUAGCACAACGUCCAUGGCUUGGGGGUCCUCGCUCUUGCUACCUACUCUUCCACCCCCCCCCCCAUGUGAUUUAAACUAAUUUUAUCUUUAUAUAUUAAUAGGCAAGCCGUUUUCUUUCGGUACCAUUUACUCUGCUGUUUGUGAACCGAUUUUCUUCAUUCUUUUUUUUGUUCAGUAGCUACUGCCAAUUUUAGUGUCAUCAAUAAAAUUUUUUGAAAUCAGACGUUAAUUAACGAAGAUAUUAAUUAAAAACGUAUUUUCAAACUAAAUGGCUCUUUCUAUGCGAAUGAAUGGACCAAUUUUUUGAAAUUUGAUAUGGUUGGAAAGGUUUUUAAAAAAUACGCGAAACGAAGAAAUCGUCUGGGAGCCCAAGGUUCAAUGACCUAAAUCCACAAGAAAAAAAAAAGCAUUUUUUGGUUAGCGAAACUCAAAAAAUUUUAAUUUUUUUUGACUAUUUUUCACUAGUUCUAUUUAAUUUACCUAUAUAGUAAUAGUGCUUGCUACAGAUUUUCUGAAAUCUCAAAAAGGAUUUGAUAAUAAACUUAAAGUGCUUUUUAUUCAUAAAUAUGUGUGAUAAUUAAGGUUUCUUAAAAAAAUUGACCUUUUAAAAUCAAGAUUGUUUUUUUGCAUUAGUUAAUU